Messenger RNA from Acanthochromis polyacanthus (spiny chromis), 5867 nucleotides. Its product is annotated as TOG array regulator of axonemal microtubules protein 1. Gene Ontology annotation, molecular function: microtubule binding. The coding region runs from base 452 to 4945 and encodes 1497 amino acids. NCBI's taxonomy places the organism in Eukaryota, Metazoa, Chordata, Actinopteri, Pomacentridae. Gene Ontology annotation, cellular component: cilium; cytoplasmic microtubule. The transcript has 23 exons. The record is from RefSeq and is a predicted model, not a curated record. Gene Ontology annotation, biological process: microtubule cytoskeleton organization.
CAGUUCUGAGAUGAUUAUUCCGCCUGGAGGAGCCUGGAACUCGCGUCACCAUGGAAGCGCUCAGUUUGCGACAUGUAUUCGCCAUUUUGCUGCCUCGGUGUGUGUGUGCGUGUGCGUGUGUGCUCCUCUCGAGGUGAAUACCUUUGUAGCUCUCAAACAUUCAACACUCCAGACGCCAGCUAAAACAACAUGGGAAAUAUCUGCACUCGGAGAACUGUAGCCGCCGCAGCGUGACAUGGAAAUUUGGACUACGUAACAGUAGAUAGUUUCGCACAGCGGUACCGAAGAGGAGCACGGAAAAUGAAAGCCUGACAAACAGGACAGUGGCUUUUCAUCACCAACCACUCAGGAUGAAAGCACGAAGUAAAGAGGAGGAACAUUGUUUUCCUCACAGGAUUGUAUUCGCCUCCUUGGAUUCUCAAUUUUGAUCAUAUCCUUAAGACCACCGAUAAUGAUACCUGGAUUGAUCACCCAGGAGUUACACAACCAGCUUUUGGACCUGAAGAAUUACCAGAAUCGCACGGAUGGGGUGGAACAGCUCAAACAGAUCCUCUCAGAUGUGGACAUUAGGUCGGUCCAGUCUGGUAGUAUUGAGGAGUUCAUCAAUUUUCUUCCUCGACUUCUGGGUGACAGUAAUUUUAAGGUGUUGUAUGGCACGUUACAAGUUUUAAAUUUACUAAUUCAGAAGCUAGAUACGGGUGUAGACAAAUAUUUCAAACAUAUUGUCUUAGUGGCCCUCAAGGCCCUAGGAGACACUCGCACUGUCACCAGGAACGAAUACCUGAAUGUGUUUCAACAGCUAAUGAAAACUGUAGCACCGCAACAAGUAUUAGAUCUUGUACUUGGCAACUUGAAACACAAGAAUUCUAGGGUUCGGGAAGAUGUCCUUAAUGUCAUAAUGGCAGCUAUGCUCACUCAUCCAAGGAAAGAUUUUAACAUCCCCAAGCUUUGUUUUGAGGUUGCACCGUACCUGAUAGACGGCAAGAGGAAGGUCCGCCAUGCUGCCCUUGAGUUGUUUGCUGUCUUUGACCAUUGCCUUGACCCAGGGAAAAAGCAGCCUCUAAUGAAAGCCGUGGACAUGGUUGAGCUCAGUGAAGAUGCAGAGGGUCUAAUGGCAGCUGUACAGGCAAGACGAGCAAGACACGUUCUUCCAAAGCUCUCCUCAGAUGGAGCAGUGGAGUAUGGUUUGGUGGUGCCCAAACCAGGACAGAGGUGUGGCUCUGGAGCUGAUCUGGACUGGGUGAUGAAUGGUGGGCGCAUAAGCAGUGCCAGGAGCCACAGAACUGAGCCGGACUGUGACCGAUUGUAUGGCUAUGGCAGCUUAGGCUCCCUCACUGAUGACCUUCCACUUCAAAGAAGGAUUGUCAGCGCAGGUAAAGGGAAGAACAAACUACCCUGGGAGAUGUCGAGCUUCUCAUCGACUGAGAACGACCAGCAGCAAUGCAGUUCACCUGAUGGAAAGUGCUCAGAACAGGUGGCAAGAGAGGAUUUCCUUCCCCUGUCCAGGAAGCAAGAGGCCUACAUACCCAGUUUCAGUUCUGCAGAACCACCGAAGCCUCAGUCCUCCCGAAGGAAGGAGUCUCCUGUGCAUCUCCGAAGAAGUGGAAGCCUCAACUUAGACCCUGAUAUCUUUAAAACCACUAACUUCUCUGACCCAGAUGUUGUGGCACCCAAAGGACGUGUUCUCUCAAGGAACCCCAGUGUCGAGCGAACAUUUUCCCUGCCCUCAAACCCCACCACAUCCUUCCUUCUGCCCUCCUACCCCCUGGCUACACUCCCAGGUGGCAUGCUCACUCCAACGCUGCCCCGCCGACAUGCAGACUCCUCUCUCUCUAUGUCCAACACGUGGCCCAACAAGAGAGAGAAUGGCCCUCACCAGAGAGACAGCAGCCCCUGGAGAGACACAGCAGGCACAGCAAAGGGAGACCUCUCUAGCAGACGCUCUCCUGGACCUCUUCGUGCCUCCCUUGUGAGUUCUGCUUCCACUUCAUCAUUCCGCCGGGCUCUGAGCAACACCCGGACCAGCCUCUCCGUAUCACCAAUAGUCCCUCCAGCAGAACAGGCAUAUUCUUAUAAUGGCCAGCGAUCCAAUGCUCCAGGAAGCCCUCAGACCCAGCAGCCAGAAAAGAACCUUAAUCUGGACCCUGAUAGCAUCAGUGUGACACAAGAUCUUCAGGAGGAUGAUCCUCUGGACAUGCAGGAGAUGCUGAACUCCCUGCGCUCAUUACGCAACAGCGCUGCCAAGAAGAGGGCCAAAGCAAGCCUUAGUAGUCCAGAUCCGGACAGCCCUGAUUCAGCUGUGAGGGUGGACCUGGGUUUGGACUCACCGUCACACACGUCUCCAGUGCUGACCAGCUCAGCCAGUGAAAGUGGUCUUUCAAGUCUGAGCUCAGUCGCCAAUUCCAGCUUCAAUGGCAUCAAGACCAGUCCUGGAACCUCUGCCGCUCCAGGAAUGAAACCUCGCAGAGUGCCUUCUGCAAAACUGAGAUCUUCUGUGUCCAUGGACUUCAUCAGCCUUCAAGCAUUGUCCCAGAGAAACGAACUGUCAUCUGAGGUGGGUGUUGUUGGGCAGAGAGUCAUGUACUCUAAUGGAACAAGCAAAACUGAGGAAGAGAUCAUGGGACCGUCCCCUCCACUGGUCAGGCCAGCUUUCCGUGAAUCCGUCAGAGCUCUGAAGCCUGCCAAAGGAUCCCAGAGUCACAGCAGCAGUAGGAGUUCACCCGGCACAGACAUGCCUGAAGGAGUGGUUGGAAGAGGCAUGUUUGGCUCUGCAGUGUCCUCCAGCCGUCCAGGAGCCUUGUCACUUGAGCAGGGUGAAUUGGCUGCCAAACCCCCCACUGAUCCCUCAGCAGGCAUCCAAAGCUACACUCUGUACGGCAGUCACCUAGACGGCGAUGACAGCCCACGUCCAGAAGAGGUUAAGGAGAGGGUGAAGAAUACAAGGUUCUGCCAGGAUAAGACACGGCUGCAGCGUCUGGAUCAGCUAGACAGUCACUUAACUCAAGGAGACCACGCACGAGAAAAGAUCCGCCACCGUGUCAGACAGAUGCUGUCUGAUUCACCUACAGAGGAGAAUAGACCAUUAAACAUCAAAGAUCUGCAUCUGAAUGGCAGCACGCUGACAUCCACCAAGGCAGACCUCCACUCCGAUGAGUCCCCCAUCAGUCCCACCAGUCCUGUCAGUCCAGCAGGACCCCAAAGCCCACUUAAGAGCUACACUCCACCCCACCACCCGAGCCCCCCUUCAGUUCCCCCAAACCCAAGAAAUCUGUCCCGUCUUAGGAGGGCGCCUAGCCUCAGCAGAACCCGACCAUCGCUGUCCCACAGUUCAGAUGAGCUGUCCCCUGCUACCGUGGGCCACAAGAAAAAUCUCUCGGAGCCUCCAGAGCUGUGUCCAUUUUCGAAGCCCGAACUGGCACUGACGCAGAGUUUCAACCUCCUAAGCUCUGAAGACUGGGAGAAGAAGAUCGAGGGUAUGACGUUCCUGCGCUCUCUGGCCCAUUACCACUCAGACACAUUUCAGGGCAGGCUUCAUGAUGUGUGCCUGUCUCUCAUUCAAGAGGUGAAGAACCUGCGGUCAGGUGUGUCCAGGGUUGCGGUGUGUACGCUGGGUGACCUGUACACACACCUGCAGAGGACAAUGGACCAGGAGCUGGAGGGGACAGUUAAAGCUUUACUGCAGAAGGCUGGAGAGAGUAACGCCUUCAUCAGGCAGGAUGUGGAUGCAGCUCUGGACUGCAUGGUCCAGCACUGCACCCCGACUCGUAGCAUUAAUGCUUUGCUCACAGGAGGACUGAGUCACCUUAACGCAGUGGUGAGGAAAUGCACAGCUCAACAUCUGGCUAAUCUGGUAGAGAAAGUUGGUCCUGCACGUCUCCUGUCUGGUGGUAAAGAUCUCACUGACAGGAUCUUACCUGCUGUCACCAAACUAGCUCAAGACUCCUCACAGGAAGCCAGGUACUUUGGCCGUCGAAUGCUGCUGUCCCUGUCAUCCCACCCUGACUUUGACAAGAUCCUGGAGAAGUACAUCCCGACCAAAGACCUGCAGACUGUCAGAGACACUGUCUUCACUCUCAAGACAAAAGGUCUUGGUGAGAUGCCCCAAGACAGUCAGUCAGCCAGGGGGAGACGCUCCCUCCCAGGCAGCGGUACAGUCAGGGCCUCAUCUCUCAACAGAGAGCCACUCAACCAGACCAACAGGGAGUCCAAUAGCCAUUACAGCUGUAGAUCUCAGACACAGAGUAUUGCAGAUAAGACUGAAUACAUUAAGCAGAUCUCAGGUCUGCUGGGUUCAAAGGACUUCAGAGAGAGGAUCAAGGGCAUCGACCAGCUAGUGACUGACUGCCAACACAACCCCAACAUUGUCAUCAAUAGUAUAUUCCCGGUGUUUGAUGCCUUCAAAGCCAGGCUGCAGGAGUCCAACAGCAAGGUCAACCUGUAUGCCCUGGAGUCUCUACAGAAAAUCAUAAAGUUGUUGAAGGACAACUUGUCCCAAGUGGUCAACAUCUUGGUCCCAGCAAUCGUGGACAAUCACCUCAACUCCAAGAACAAUGCCAUCUACUCUGCUGCUAUUGGAGCCAUUAAUGCACUUAUCUUGAAUCUUGACAACAUUCUUCUUCUCCAGCCUUUCUGCACCAAGGCUCAGUUUUUAAGUGGCAAAGCAAAGGUGGAUCUGAUCGAAAAGGUUGCAGAUCUAGUGACAGAGCUCUACCCUCGCAAGCCCCAGAUGGUGGAGCAGAAAGUGUUGCCCUUGCUGUGGCACCUCCUGGGCACCUCUACCCACAGCGGCACCAUUCAUGGCAGGGGUGGCAGCAUCAGGGGUGCUACUGCCAGCCUGUGCCAAGCCCUUCAUGCCCAGAUGGGGCCAAGCCUGAGUGAGUGCGCCGCCUCCCAGCCUGCCAAUGUCCAUAAAGGUUUAAAUGAGGUCCUAAGGACCUUGUCUUAAGGUACAGCCAGGUCCAAACACAACCAAAUGUUGGAAGAGAACAACAUUAACACUGAUCUUACUUGAAGACAGAGAUGUUCUACAUUUCUUACAGUGCCUGCACUUUUAUAUCGAGAGAAAGUCCUUAAAAAUGAGGAACUCUUAUUCUUAUCUCAGUGAGAUUUCCUCUGGUACAGAAGCAUGGACAGUUGUAACAUACUGACAUCAGGUCUUACACACAUCCAACCUGCUCUCUUUGCACUUUGAAAGUAGCUCAUUGUCAUUGCUUUUUUCCCAUAUUCUAUACAUGUACUGUAGACAAAUCAGAAACACUAUUGCAGAAUGUAAAAUGAAAUGCACAAACAGAAGAGGAAAAAGACAGGGGCCCUAAAGGUGUAUAUUUUUGCUGUUUCAUCAAAUGUGAUGUGAUAUUUUUAAAUUGUCUUAUGUAGUUGAUUUGAAGCUUUGUGAACUGAGAUUAACAAGAUAGUACAAAAUACAUUUGUACAGCUCCAAUGUGUAUUUGCACAGUAUUAGCUUAAUCUGUAUGCUGUAUGAUGGUACAGUUCUAAUUUAUCUAUUGUGUAAUGGUUUAAAAGUCAUAUUAAUGAUGUGCUGAGUUGGUACUGUCUGUCUUUAUUUGCAUGACCAAAUUUUACUGGCAAAAUCAAGAUUGUUUCUAUUUUUGUUAAGGAGAUAUAAUACAUGUUCCCGGAUGCCUAGACCAAGGUUGGUUUCAAACUAUUGCUCCUGGAAGGGAAAAAGAAAAGGAGUUUUACUCCUGUGGUUGCCUGAGAAACGGUGAAGGCCCAGGUCUGAUUCUCUCAGUAUAGUGCCAGUCUUCAAGUAGCCUUUUAACUCAUCUAUUGUUAAAUUAUAUUGACUUUGUUUGUGAACAAGAGCAAAGAGAUUUAUAAAUAAACUUUUAUUUCUGUAAAAUGAA